This is a messenger RNA of Talaromyces proteolyticus, 1782 nucleotides long. RefSeq names its product putative capsule-associated protein CAP1. Lineage: Eukaryota; Fungi; Ascomycota; Eurotiomycetes; Eurotiales; Trichocomaceae. The transcript has 2 exons. The coding region runs from base 1 to 1782 and encodes 593 amino acids. The record is from RefSeq and is a predicted model, not a curated record.
AUGAAGAGGCGGUCGACUCGGCUCAUCUCUCUUUUGACGAUACUUACGGUCGCCGGACUCACCAUCCUCCUUCUCAGAGACUCAUCACCAUUUCGAGAAGCUCCCAAAGCACCAUUCGAACAAAGUCUACCCGCAGACUACGAAACCCUUCUGAGCCCAACAACCGAAGACUCCCACCCAAUUGCUAGGCUUAUCAACGAUGCGAACUCGCAAUUUGAGAAAAGGCGUGCUGGACAGUCGAAAACUUUGAAGGAGGCUGUACAGGAAUACCGCCGCCGUUAUGGAAUGCCGCCACCGCCGCAUUUCGAUAAAUGGUUUCAGUUUGCGCAAGAAAAAGGUGUUCAGUUGAUUGAUGAGUACGAUACCAUUUACAACUCUUUGCUUCCCUUCUGGGCGUUACCCCCUCGCGUCAUUCGCGACAGGGCUAGGGAGACUUUGGGAUUUGAUAAUGCGGUCAUUGGGUUGCUUAUUCGCGAUGGUAAAGUUACCAAGGUAGAAGGUGGAGGGGAUGGAUAUAAAUGGCAGCGAGAGGCUACGGUCGGAAUGAUGGAAGGUUUUCUUAAAUAUUUGCCUGACAUGGAUUUGGUCUUCAACACUCACGACGAGCCUCGCGUGGUCAUCCCAAAUGAUGACUUACAGAGGAUGGUAUCCUACGCAAAGGAUGUUGCAAUCCCAGCGACAAUCAAUAAUCAUGCCUUGAAAAACAAAUGGUCACCAAGACCAGUUGACUUGAAUAAGGGUGAUCGUUUCGAGGAGGUCAGAACAACUCGCUUUAAUCGCUUCGCUCACCAGCCCACGUGGACUCAUUCUCGGAUUUCAUGCCCAGUCGACAGUCCUGCCAGGUCACUUGAAGAAGUUGUCUCCGACGAUACAGCGCCGUUCGCUACCAGUGACCUUGGGUUCGUAUAUAACACGACAGCUUUCUCAGAUAUUUGUUUGUCGCCUUCUUUGAAAAGCUCUUUCGGUUUCUUUGAUCGCCCAAAUGCUUUUGACAUUGUUCACGACUUAUUCCCCGUAUUCUCUCAAAGCAAAAUAUCCAGCUUUCAGGAUAUAUUGUAUCCUAGUCCUUGGUACUGGAUAGGCAAGGUUCCAUACGACGCAACUCGCGAUUUCAACUGGGAAGAUAAGCAAGAAAAGAUGUACUGGAGAGGAUCGACAACUGGCGGAUUCUCUAGAGCCGGGGGGUGGCGACGACAGCACCGACAGCUGUUUGUCAAGAACAUCAACUCUCCCGAAGGUGCGUCCGUCUUCACCCAGCUUGACGAUACCCGAUGGAUCACCAAGAGCUUGACCCGGGCAGAAUAUGGUGAUCUCUUUGAUGUCAAGUUCACUUACGUCGGUCAAUGCGACCCAGAAGACUGCCAUGCGCAAGAAGAGUACUUUGACAUCGUCGAAUCUGCUUCUCAGCAAGACGCCUGGGCUUACAAGUAUCUCGUAGACAUUGAUGGGAAUGCCUUCAGUGGACGGUAUCACGCUUUCUUGCGGAGCAACAGUUUGGUUUACAAGCUCGCAAUGUUCCGUGAAUGGCACGAUGAAUGGCUUGAUGCAUGGGUGCACUAUAUUCCUUUGAGUAUGAAAGGUGCUGAAUACGUGGAAAGUGUACGAUAUUUCGCUGCUGAAGAAGAGGGGAAGAUCCAAGCGCCGCGGCUCGCGAAGCAGGGCAAGGAAUGGGCAGAGAAGGUUCUUCGUAAUGAGGAUCUUGAAGCCUGGUUUUUCCGAUUGCUAUUAGAGUAUGGACGACUGAUCGAUGAUAACCGGGAAAAUCUCGGGUUCAGCCUAUAA